UGCAUCUUAUGCAACAAGGACCUUUCGUGCGCCAUAAUAGUUUGCCAUCAGCACGCCACAGCCUGACGGAGAAGUCGGACACAGAAUACUAUUCUAGCACAUAAUUCUAUAUUAAUUGUAAUAUUUGUUUAAGCAACGGUUGUAAAAAAUAAAAAAUAAAUAAAUACGCGUUUUGCCCACUUUUGGCAUUGGAGAAAUCGGGCUGUAAGAGCUCUAUAGUGAAGAAGGCUGUGUUUAAACGGGGAAUCUAGCAGGCCGCUGUAACACGAUCUCCGACAUCAUGGCCGACGACUUUGACAUCGAAGCCAUGCUUGAGGCGCCCUUUAAAAAGACAUGCCUAUAUCUCACCUCUACUCCCAUGAAUUCCAGUGUGAACUGUCAAAAAAAUGAAGGGCGAGAUGUGUGACAGAGGUGGCAUCGAACUCUUACAAUCCACGAAGGCAAAUGGGGUGAAGAUCACUGGAAUGGCAUCCACCACAGGAGCUCACUUAGUGGCUGGCUGCUAGCAUUGCCACUUUGGGUCUUAUAGGCACAGAUAGCCUUGGAUGAGACCAAGUCCAUAAGUUCCAAUGGGCAUGAAGAACGGAGCAAGAAAGACCUGAAUGGAUUAAAUUGAAAAUCGCUGAAAAAGAAGAGCCGAAGUCGUAGCAGAAGCAGGGAGAAAAAGAGAAGCAAGAGCCGGGACCGCAAGAAGAGCCGAAGCCGGGAGAAGAGUCGUGAGCGAAAGAGGAGCCGGAGCCGGGAAAGGAAACGUAGUCGGAGCCGAGAAAGGAGACGCAGCCGUUCCAGGAGCAGGGAGCGUGGAGGACGCUUCAAAACAACUUUCCGGAAAAAAUCUAGGAGUCGCAGCCCUUUUAGACGAGAUAAAAGUCCUAUCAGACAGCCUAUAGAUAAUCUCACACCAGAGGAAAGAGAUGCCCGCACAGUUUUUUGCAUGCAGCUUGCCGCCAGAAUUCGGCCACGGGAUUUGGAAGAAUUCUUCUCUGCUGUGGGGAAAGUAAGAGAUGUGAGAAUGAUCUCUGACAGAAACUCCAGAAGGUCUAAGGGAAUUGCCUACAUUGAAUUUGUGGAUGCCACCUCUGUACCACUGGCAAUUGGUCUGUCUGGCCAAAGGCUUCUCGGCGUACCAAUCAUAGUUCAGGCUUCACAGGCUGAAAAGAACAGAGCAGCUGCAAUGGCCAACAACCUUCAGAAAGGCAGUGCUGGACCUAUGAGGCUGUAUGUUGGCUCGCUGCAUUUUAACAUUACAGAGGACAUGCUCAGAGGGAUAUUUGAGCCAUUUGGACGGAUUGAUAGUAUUCAGCUUAUGAUGGAUAGUGAAACGGGGCGAUCCAAAGGAUAUGGCUUUAUCACUUUUUCUGAUGCAGAGUGUGCAAAGAAAGCCUUAGAACAGCUAAAUGGCUUUGAAUUGGCUGGCAGGCCAAUGAAAGUGGGUCAUGUGACUGAGCGCACUGAUGCCUCUACUGCCAGCUCUUUCCUGGAUAAUGAUGAACUUGAAAGGACUGGAAUUGACCUGGGCACCACUGGGAGGCUGCAGCUGAUGGCCAGGCUGGCUGAAGGGACUGGUCUGCAGAUUCCUCCUGCUGCACAGCAGGCUCUUCAGAUGAGCAACUCCAUGGUGGCAAUGGCAGCAGCUACAGCGGCUAUGAAUCCUGGAUUAAGUUUCAAUAUCAAUGUCAACCUACAAAAUACAAAUCAACCUCUCAAUCUACCAUCUCAGCCUAUUGCCACACACUGCUUCCAACUUUCCAACAUGUUUGAUCCAAAUUCGGAGAAUGACCAUGGAUGGGAUAUUGAAAUACAAGAUGAUGUGAUUGAAGAAUGUAACAAACAUGGUGGAGUGAUUCAUAUAUAUGUGGACAAGAAAUCUACUGAGGGAAAUGUAUAUGUAAAGUGCCCAAGCAUCCCUGCUGCAAUGGCUGCUGUUAGUGCACUACAUGGACGUUGGUUUGGAGGUAAAAUGAUCAAAGCAGCAUAUGUCCCUCUGCCAACAUACCACAACCUUUUCCCUGAGUCAGUACAAGCUACACAGCUGCUUAUGCCUACUCGUCGGUGAUUCCUUAAGCUUCAGUUUUUCCAGCUUUCUCUUUUUAAUAAUUUUGGCUAAAUAUUAUUCAAUUCCUGCAAGCUUUGACACCUUUGUGUAUGUUUUGCCCUUACAUCACCUGGGCAUUAAAGCAGUUUAUGUGGUAGAUUUGUAUGUACAGGCUUUUUAUUUUGUUCUCUUUCUUGGUGGGCCUUUUGACCCCUUGUUUAUACAGUUUUCAGGGUUUGUUUUCUUCCACACAUCGUAUUUGUGAUUGGCAUGAAAUCCACUAGAAGAUAUGUACAGUUAGCCACACAAAACUACAACUAUUGAAUUUUUUGAAUGGAUUAAAAUCCUGUUACUUUGGUUAAAUAUUUACAUGCAGUGUUUUGGGCUCUAUGAGCUGAAGGAAACUUAAAAUGAUUGAUGAGAUCCUGUGUGUUCAUAGAGACCAUCAUGGAUUUUGAUGCAUUGUCUUUUUCUAAUUAAGACUUGAUUUUGUAAAGUCCUUGAUAAACAGUUCAUUUCAAAUAAAGCCAUGAUGCUGGUUUAUUUGUCA
Messenger RNA from Silurus meridionalis, 2585 nucleotides. It is a transcript of the gene rbm39a, whose product is annotated as RNA binding motif protein 39a. The record is from RefSeq and is a predicted model, not a curated record. Gene Ontology annotation, cellular component: nucleus. Gene Ontology annotation, biological process: mRNA processing. Gene Ontology annotation, molecular function: RNA binding. The transcript has 18 exons. The coding region runs from base 935 to 2056 and encodes 373 amino acids. NCBI's taxonomy places the organism in Eukaryota, Metazoa, Chordata, Actinopteri, Siluriformes, Siluridae.